This is a messenger RNA of Thlaspi arvense, 600 nucleotides long. The record is from the annotation of a GenBank genome assembly. NCBI's taxonomy places the organism in Eukaryota, Viridiplantae, Streptophyta, Magnoliopsida, Brassicales, Brassicaceae.
AUGACUCGAUCCUCUAGAUUCCUUGGAACGGCGGCGGCGCCGCCACCGCCGGCAGAAAUCCUCGCCGCGGAAACCGACAUGGUUGUGAUUCUCUCAGCUCUUCUCUGCGCUCUCAUAUGUGUAGCCGGCUUGGCUGCUGUAGCUCGCUGUGCCUGGCUCCGCCGUCUCACCGGCGUUAAUUCCUCCGCCGUAGGAGAAUCUCCGCCGCCGAACAAAGGCCUCAAGAAAAAAGCACUUCAGUCUCUCCCUAAAUCCACCUUCACCGCCGCAACCUCCACCUCCACCGCUGAUUCGCCGUGUUCCUCCUCCGGAGACGGAGAUUCCUCCACAGAGUGUGCCAUAUGCUUAACCGAAUUUUCCGACGGCGAAGAAAUCAGGAUCUUACCGCUCUGUAGCCACGCCUUCCACGUGGCGUGUAUUGACAAAUGGUUGACUUCUCGGUCGUCGUGUCCUUCUUGCCGUCGGAUUUUGGUUCCGGUGAAGUGUGAUCGGUGUGGUCACCACGCUUCCACGGCGGAGACUCAGAUCAAAGAUCAGCCUCCUCCUCAUCAGCAUCCUGCACAGUUCACUUCCGCCAUUAUUCCUGCUUUUCUUCCUUAA